Sodiomyces alkalinus F11 is the source of this 812-nucleotide messenger RNA. Its product is annotated as 60S ribosomal protein L16. The transcript is spliced from 5 exons. Gene Ontology annotation, biological process: translation; negative regulation of translation. The record is from RefSeq and is a predicted model, not a curated record. Lineage: Eukaryota; Fungi; Ascomycota; Sordariomycetes; Glomerellales; Plectosphaerellaceae. Gene Ontology annotation, molecular function: mRNA binding; structural constituent of ribosome. Bases 120 to 728 code for a protein of 202 amino acids. Gene Ontology annotation, cellular component: ribosome; cytosolic large ribosomal subunit.
CCUUACUAACGACCCAGCUCAACAGCACAAAUCUCCGCGAGGCACCAGGGCCUAGAGGUUUGUUCACGAGCUGAUUGUUUUCUUGUUCAUUUUCAUUCUGCGGUGACGGUUCGGAUACGAUGUCGUCCUUCGAGCAGGUGGUCGUCAUUGACGGCAAGGGUCACCUCCUUGGCCGUCUGGCCUCCAUUGUCGCCAAGCAACUCCUCAACGGCCAGAAGAUUGUCAUCGUCCGCGCCGAGGCCCUGAACAUCUCCGGCGAGUUCUUCCGCGCCAAGCUCAAGUACCACGCCUACCUGCGCAAGGCCACUCGAUUCAACCCGACACGCGGUGGUCCCUUCCACUUCCGUGCUCCUUCCCGAAUCUUCUACAAGGCUGUCCGCGGCAUGAUGCCCCACAAGACUGCUCGCGGUGCCGCCGCCCUUGAGCGCCUCAAGGUGUUCGAGGGUGUCCCUCCCCCCUACGACAAGCAGAAGAAGAUGGUUGUUCCCCAGGCUCUCCGCGUUCUUCGGCUGCAGCCCGGCCGCAAGUACUGCACUGUCGGCCGUCUCAGCCACGAGGUCGGCUGGAAGUACCAGGAUGUUGUCGCGAGACUGGAGGAGCGUCGCAAGGCCAAGGGUGCUGCUUACUACGAGCGCAAGAAGGUGGCCCAGCGACAAUUGGCCGAUGCCAAGAAGAGCGCCAAGGUGGACGAGAGCACGGCGAAGGCCCUCGAGUCCUUCGGCUACUAGACUCCCACUCCCCCCCCGACGCGAAUCUUUUUCGACAACAAACCCCAAAAGAACAUUGGCCCUCCCCAUCCCGCGGCCGGUUUC